This is a messenger RNA of Fusarium odoratissimum NRRL 54006, 2964 nucleotides long. RefSeq lists its product as uncharacterized. The record is from RefSeq and is a predicted model, not a curated record. The transcript has 4 exons. Gene Ontology annotation, molecular function: DNA binding; protein binding. Bases 304 to 2175 code for a protein of 623 amino acids. NCBI's taxonomy places the organism in Eukaryota, Fungi, Ascomycota, Sordariomycetes, Hypocreales, Nectriaceae.
CUAACGAUGAUAACAUCGCUUGAAAGAAUGAGGCGAUAGGUUGAUGAGCACUAAGAGGGGAGAAAGCAUGACAUGUUGAAUACGGUUGAUCGGCAGACUCCAGUAACACAGCGGAACAACGGAUUCACAGCGACAGCCCGAUCAGAAAAAGAUCUCACGUCCAUCCAGUGACUACUCCGUACAUCCAGUCUUAUUCAACAAUCCACCUGCACCCUCCAACCUCCAACCUGAACUCACCACUCACACCACACCGCAUCACAAUUCUUCCUAUAAUCGACUGCCUGCCUCAUCAAGAGGCCCGCCAUGUUCUUUUCCCAAGUACCAGACGAGAUAAUUCAACAUUUGCUCUAUUAUAUCCCCCCAGAAGACAACCUCUCUAAUUUCCAACUUGUCUCGCAUCGCCUAAGGCAUCUGGCUGAUGAACCGCUUCUGUGGAAAUAUCAUUGUCGAAGCAAUUUUAGAUUCUGGCAUCCCGAGCACAACCUGCAGCGUCGUUUAAAGGGCAGGGCGUCUGAUACACCGUGGAAGAAAUUAUUCAUCUUACGGAAGUCCCGCAAUGAACAGCUUAAACGUCUCUUGGGCGAGAUCCUUGUAACCAAAGUUGGCCGCCUGAAGCGAUAUGAAAAAGUUUGCCAACUUGGUUAUGACGCCAAAGAUUUUCUUCUAGAGCAGUGCAAAGCAGACGAGAAUGCUGAAGAUGUCUUGGCUCGACGAUAUUAUAGUCAAUCCCUGCUGGAUAGUGUCCACAGAUCUAUCGCCAUUGAUGAGUGGCACAACAUUCAACUUGUGACCUCGACUCACAGUGGGCAACCACAGACCCUCAGCCUUGAGCGCGCUCUUGGGGCGUUCGAUUUAUUCGUUCUGCACGACCAGCCCGGAGAUUUGGACGAUAUUAGCGAUAUUCUUGAUAAUCUGGCAGCGGCGUUUCUUGAGACUCAACCAGACAUCGGUGAAAUGUCAACACGACAAAAGGCACUGGAGUUAAACCGAUGGCUCCGAAUGAAUAACCUCACAGGUUUGCGGAAUCCUGAGACAAGUUAUCGAAAUCUCAGAAAUUGUCUCAUCGGCCAAGCUCUGCGCCAUGAAGAUCAUGACUCGAUUCCUAUCAUCUCCAGCGCCAUCUUUUGCUGCCUCGCUCAGCGUUUGGGUGUCGAAGCACAAUGCUGCGCAUUUCCAACUCAUGUACAUGCUAUAGUGCUUGCAGAGAAAGGAAAGACUUUAGACAGCACCCCUGUUACAGAGGACCAUGCACCUCCAGAGAGGAUGUACUUAGAUCCCUAUGGCUCAAGUGAGGAGAUUCCUCUGGCUGAUUUACAGGCUUUGCUGUCCCGUUUUGGCUGGCAGUCGAGCACCGAUACCUUCUUGUCUCCCGUAAACCCUGUCGCCAUUGCCAUGCGGACAGCGCGCAAUAUCAGAGCCACUGCUGCCAGGGUGAUUGGCGCCCACGAGCAGGCUGACCCUGAACUUACCAGACUCAUCACCGGCAAUGAUCCAGCCAAUAUUGAGGCUUCCCUCUACUCCGCACUCUGGGCGUCUCUUCUUCUUACACCGGUCGACUCCUUCGAAUGGGACGAGGUUUUGGAACCUUUCCUUAACCGAUUUGCAAAGAGCUGGCACGUAGAUGCCUGGCUUGUUGAGAAGUACAUAUUCCCUUUGUACGAUCGCUUUGGCCCCUUUCGUGAGAGAUUCAUGAGGAACAAUCCCCGUAGGUGGGAUGACCCUCACGAGGUUUUAGGUCUUGUGGAUGAGUUUGAUGAGGUUCCACCGCCGGUUUUUCACAGGAACAACGCGCGAACCCAAAAUGUGCUCUACAAGAUCGGGCAGGUCUUUAGACACCGACGAUAUGGCUGGAUCGGUGCUGUUAACGGGUGGACCGACCAGGGUACGAGGCGUUUGCCCAUGCCACACACCGUGGCUAUUGACGAGACGCUGGACGAUAACAGCGAUACAGAAUUACCUAACCGGGUGCGUCCCCGAAACCAAACCUUUUACACAUGCCUACGCACAAUAGGCCCUGAGCGGCAUGUUGUUGCAGAAGACAAUAUUGUGCUGAUUCAAGAUCCGAGAGAGGUCCCGGAAUCUUUGUUUCCUCAGGCUGGAAAGUUCUUUAAGAGAUUUGAUGCUGAGACUUGCACCUUUGUGUCCAACAUUACGGAGCAGUACCCGGACGAUUAAAGGGUGUUGAGAAUCUUUGCUUUUAUGUUGGUUAUCACGAUUUUUACUCUUCGGAAUGCAUGCUUGGUGUUCGGAAGGCUUUAUUACGAUGGACGGCGAGCAGUCUCUCUUUAGAGGAGAUCAUGGUUCACGAUACAGGUGGUUGAUGCAGCGAAAAGGUGUGCAAAGGAUUGCUAUAAUAGAAUUAGUUUCAAUAGCAUGAGUAAGUAGGAUCCUCAAGUACUACAUAUGCUCUAAGCGCUCUAAGCUCUUUGUGACUUCAAUAGGACGUUGGAUCAUAUCACGUCGCUUUGAUUACUUCUUCCAAAACACCCUUCUCGGCAAGCUUUUUCAUCCACUUGUGUAGGGCAGGCCCGUAGUCCUUUUUUCGGCCUUUUACUCGCUGCUCGUCAUCGGAGAUAGCCAUCAAUUCUGAGCGGUACUCGCCCAUAGCAGCCUUGACGUCGACCACAAGCUCUUGGUGAAGCUCAUAAGCACUCUGAGUGUCGAAACUCGGUCGUUUAAUCUUUUCCUGUAGAGCGUCUGGAACUUGUGCAUUGAUAAUAUCUGCCUUGGUGAGGUUAAAAUCGGACAGUCGCGACUCGUCUUCCAUGUCCAGAGGAGCUUUCUCGGCAGAGAUGAGGUCCUUGAAUGCGUGAAGAGAUUCGGUGUUCUUGUGUAGAUACUGAAGGGAUGCAGCGGCGUGAGCAAUAGUUUGUGAGUAGGCAGUGAGCGGGCUCUGACAAAGAGCUAGAAGGUUGAAGGAGAGCUGACUCUCUUCAUAUUGGAGCAUUCGGCCUUCGAUUUGUG